AUGUCUACAGAAAACAAUUCCCCGUUGCCGCCGUCCCAAGUUUACAACGAACAACAGUACCCUUCUGGCAUCGACGCUAUGGACUGGGAAUUGCAGCUAAAUAUUGCGGAUUCGUUCGGAACCGCCUUCGAUCAGCCCAAAGUUUUGGAAGGAUACAUGGACGAUAAUGCCGAUGCCGAGCCCUUUCGUUACUUGUCUCAUUGGUACGUGACGGACCGAGCGAGUCCGACACCAAUGCAGCGUGUGGCUUUGCCGGCGGAUUAUGUCUUUACACAAAAAUCCCUCUCGAUUGCGGGUUGGUUACAGCCCUCCACGUCGGCCUCGAAGUCAACCGCUUCCAGAAACCUUAGUAGUACUGCACCGGAACCCAUCUUUGUUACCCUGGACGCUGCCGAAUACCUCGCCUUUGAUCGAACCCGACGUUACCGAGGAUACUGGGUUGGCACUGCGGACGCCCUUUACUGGCUGCAGCAACCCGAGACUAAGCGCUGGAACGGCGCUCUCUCGCAACAAGACUUGCACGUGGAAUGGCGGGCCGCGCUAGCUCUAUUGAGUAACUUGUUGGAUCUUGUCUUCACUGACGAACGCACUGCGGCUGUGUACGCUCGUUCGACUAUGUUGGAUACCUACAAGGCACUCACGGAUCAGUGUGGAGACGAACCGUUUGACAAGGAACUGCUAGUGCACUUGCGUAAACUGGUCAAGCCGCAUUUGAUUGGAGCGUGCCCGGUCUUAUCGGGGAAUUGCAAGUUUUUGAAAUCCCUCAUGGCAGCCAAACCCUCCAAAUCGGGUAGCCUUACACCGGAACGCAUUCUGGAAUCCAUUGCUGUUGCGGAAGCGCGGUCCCAGAUUCAUCCCUGGGGUGAAUCGAAAAUUGCAUUGGAUCGACCUUUCGACCCGGAUGACUUCGCACCGGAAGUAUUAGGGAAGUCGGAAAAGGGCGUGGAGACGAGCAUCCCGCAACCUGGGAAGAAGAAGAAGAAGAAGCGAAAAGUAUCAGACUGUCUCACGGAACAGCAAAAAGGCCAAGCCAAUCAGAAGACGUCCCGUGUUCAGCUCGAUGCUGGUAUUGCGGGUGAUGUGUGCAUUGUACCGUCAGACAAGAAUACGUUCUGCCCCCUCAAAAAGAUCAAAAGACCCACGUUCGCGAGUGAUACCACUGUUGCGUCGGAACCACCGUUUUUGGCGUCAGCUUCUCCUUUGGAGAUAGCGUUGAUGACUCCGUUGGACCUGGACCAGACCUUGUUGGACAAAGCUAUCCAACUGAAAGGAUCAGUAAUGGUCUCGUCAACCCUCACGCCAAAAUGCGCCAGCGGAGCAAAUUCUUUAUACGGCUCAGACGACAAUGUUCCUAGCCUGCACUUGAAGCGCAAUAGAAAGGCAUCCAACAAGCGUAAGGCUGAUAUCAAUAUGCUGAAGACGGCCCAGAAGGCGCAUUCCGCCGAAAGCGGCACAGUACAGUCAAAGGAUGGUGAUAAGGGAGGUUUGCGUCUGCUGGCUGACACGGAGAAAGCAGCGGAUGCUGUGAAUACUCAAUGCCACGCCGAUGCUCACCGCCUUAAGACGUCCAAGAAGGGUCGGUCCGACAAAAAUGACAUGGCAAGUUUGAAAGACACAGAAUCGUCGAUCGACAGAGCCGAUGAUCCGGGCCUUUCAUGUACGCGCUUACCACUGAAAAGUGGCGACAAAGCUGCAGGUGCUGCUUUUGAAUCGAGGGAAAGGCCUAAGCUUCUUCAAAAAACGCAUAAAAAGCCUCGUCUUUUAAAAGAGUCCAACCCGUUUGAAGACGAAGGACGUGAAGCCGUCGUCGAGCAGAGGGUCAACCUCGCAGAUUUGCCAGCGCAAAAAAAGGCCGAACCGAUGUCGCCAACUAUGACCAUGAAAGAUGCGCCUUCGUGAUUACUUGAGUCCACGCCCUCUUCGUACCGACAAUUAUGAGCACUGGGAAGCUAUCAAAAGCCGUGGUCACUCGUUAACGGACGAAGAGACAGUUAUUUCGCUAUUUAGACUUGUCAUGAAAGAUUUGGACUUGGCGUCAGAACCGCUGGAGCUAGCGUUGGUGAUUGUCGAAGCUUUUCGUCAAAGCUGUUGCAAACGCGAGAACGAUGCGGUCAUAAAACUUUUUCGUUUCAAGAAGGCGAUAAUGGCACAGAAGAUAUUUCACGACUGGUUCCGCCACGCUCUCGAAAUUUUAGAGGGCUAUCAAAAAGCUGGAACGAGCUUGGAUGGAACGAUCGCUCUGUUUUUGGUCUUAUCCAUUGUCGACUUGAUUGCUGAUUUUAAAAUCGUUAAAAGUGCCGACACCUUAGCUAAACUGAAGGACGAACGGGGUGUGGAUUGGGAUUCGAUCCUGAUCGAGGUAUACAUUGCUGCAAUCAAAUCGAAAAACGACUCUCUCAUGACGGCUUACAUGCGGGCAAAGUUACGUUUGGAAGGAAUCAAGGCCCAAGAUCGCAAAGAUUUAAUCUCAAAUUCACUGUCCCCAAGAGACCAGAUCACAUUGAGCGUUCCAAAACCUGACGGCGCGGUUUACGCUACGCCAGCAGAAACGGAGAGGACUCUCUCCGUUGCCGUUGAG
This is a messenger RNA of Phaeodactylum tricornutum CCAP 1055/1, 2578 nucleotides long. RefSeq lists its product with no specific name. The record is from RefSeq and is a predicted model, not a curated record. Lineage: Eukaryota; Bacillariophyta; Bacillariophyceae; Surirellales; Neidiaceae. The transcript has 6 exons. The coding region runs from base 1 to 1899 and encodes 632 amino acids.